Cryphonectria parasitica EP155 is the source of this 1920-nucleotide messenger RNA. RefSeq lists its product as uncharacterized. The transcript is spliced from 5 exons. The record is from RefSeq and is a predicted model, not a curated record. The coding region runs from base 1 to 1920 and encodes 639 amino acids. Lineage: Eukaryota; Fungi; Ascomycota; Sordariomycetes; Diaporthales; Cryphonectriaceae.
AUGGACAUCAGCUCACCUCCAUCGUUUUCGAAGGUGCUCCCCGUGCGCGAGGUGGCCAUGAUGGCGAUCAUGGACCAACUGACGGACAAGCCCGAGUGGCACCAUGAAGUCUUUGACAGGUCCAUCGUGGACAAGUGGCGGGAGGAGGCGCUGGCCGUCCCGGACAGCGAGUGGAUGAAGAUUGCCGCUGAGCGGCGCGAGGAUGGCCCAGGUGGUGUUAAUGGGUGGGAGAUUGUUGACGCCAAGACUUUCGAUUUGUGCAUAGAGGAGCUGCAAACCAAGGCGCUUUACUAUGAGAAGACGGGCUUGAUCCCGACUCUGGAUGCCUCUGCUGCGGUUGUCAAGUCGGACGUUGCCAUCACAGAGAACCUCCGUGAUGCCCUCAGGAAGGCCUUCGAGAAGCUCAAACGUGAUCAGGCAGACAGCCCAGCGCGGCAUCCCAAUUUGGGACAUAUGGUCCAAGACCUCGUUCACCCAUCCAUGCACCCACUCGUUUAUGGUCAGACCAAGGUGUUCGAAGAUGAAGUUGUCGGUGUCUUUGACGCGAUCGACAAAUGGGCUGGGAAAGGCAACGUCCUCGACGAGGAGCAGCCGCAGCCAGACAGAGAACCGUUUCCCAAUUUUGGACCCAACAGAUACUGGUCUGCGACAUAUCAAUGGCUCCCGUCCAAUGUCAUCUUCCAGGAUGACGGCAGCGUUAAGUUGACGAGCUACAUCAACAAUCUGCACCCGACGAAGUAUCCAGAGAUUUACGUCGCGAUUGAGCAGAUGAUCAAUACAGCGAUUCCUGCGUGGGAUCAGUGUCUGCUGACAUAUCAAGACAACACACUUCAGGGUCCCGGGCUCAGAAAAUCACGCUUCACGCCCCUGCGUGACCUCUUCAGCCGUGAAAGGAGAUCGCUCUGGUCUCCGUCUCACCCGGCCAAGGUAGCCGAUGCAGAACUUGAUCUCAGUACGGUAGGUGACUUGUACGGCUGGGUCAAGGACGAGGCUGAGCGCAAAUGGAUGAUUCUGCGGAAGCCGGUACUUUAUGGGCCGUGUUGGGGCUGUGAUGCUCAUUACGACUCAUACAUCACAAGAGCAGGUGUGGAAAAGACUGAGGGUCGCUUGUUCAGGAAGUUCAAGGCCUCGGGCCUGCAGAUUAUCGUUAAAAUGACCUCGAUCGAGCUUACACCCGACAAGCCUGAGUCUCCGCUGGAAGACUGGCAUGGCUUGAUGAACGAGAAAAUCUGCGCCACCGCUCUGUUUUGUCUGGACAGCGAGAACAUCACCGAAUGCAGUCUUAACUUCCGCAUGCAGAUGUGCGACCAACAGGAUGUUCUUGAGACAUAUAUCGAAGGGGACUAUAUCUACGAGGGCGUUCGACAUUGGUUGGAGUGUGUAUACGGAUUCAAUUCCGCGGACGAAGAGAGCAUCUGCAUUCAAAAUUACGGCCACGUCGAGAUCCGCGAGGGACGCCUGCUUGCCUUUCCAGGCGUCUUCCAACACCGCGUCUCCCCUUUCAAGCUCGUUGACCCGACCAAACCCGGCCACCGACGCUUCAUUGCUCUCUGGCUCGUAGACCCGCACGAGCGCAUCAUCUCGACGGCGAACGUGCCGCCCCAGCAGAGAGACUGGUGGGUCGAGUCUGCAUUUGGCGAGUCUUCGCAGGCGCAGAGGGAAGCGACAAGAAAAAUCCCCUUUGAGCUGCUGCAACUUCUCUACGAGAAUGGCGUCGAGCUGGACUUUAGCGGCAGCUACAUGGCGCCCAAACUGCCGCUGGAGAUACUGGACCUGGUGCGCCAGGACUUUGAACUGGACAUGAUGAGCCCAGAGGAGGCGCUUGAGCACCAGCGCAAGCUCAUGGAAGAGAGAGCAGUGUGGCUCAAGGUAGCGCAGGACGAUUGGAAUUAUCUCACAACCCUCGUUGUGUCGAAUUAA